Messenger RNA from Conger conger (European conger), 2914 nucleotides. It is a transcript of the gene tbc1d25, whose product is annotated as TBC1 domain family, member 25. Gene Ontology annotation, molecular function: GTPase activator activity. Bases 142 to 2262 code for a protein of 706 amino acids. The record is from RefSeq and is a predicted model, not a curated record. Gene Ontology annotation, biological process: regulation of autophagosome maturation; activation of GTPase activity. The transcript is spliced from 8 exons. Lineage: Eukaryota; Metazoa; Chordata; Actinopteri; Anguilliformes; Congridae. Gene Ontology annotation, cellular component: autophagosome.
GUGUGUGGCGACAGGCGGAGACAAAAACACAGCUGUGUGAUUUACUUUGAGACAUAGCUGGCGAGCAGUAUCCGAGUCUUUUGAAGUAAAAUAAAGUACGUUAACAGUUACACAUUGUCCGCGCAACACGGAUUCCUUGCUAUGGCAGCCGAGGAUGAAAGGGCGGUAGUUCGUGUCAGAGUCAAGAAGUGCGAGGGGGCGUUGGCAGCAGAGAGCCGUUCGUUUGCCGUUGACCCUCAGAUCACCUCCCUGGAUGUGCUGCACCACAUUCUCAUCCGAGCGUUUGAGCUCAACAGGAAGUCUAAUUUUGUGGUGAGUUACCUGUGCCGGCGCCAUGGUGACAGUAACCAGGGUGAUGGAGAGGUGUACCUGUCCCUCCUGUCAGACCUGGACCUCGACGCCGCGUUUGCCCACUCAGCCGAACCCUGCCUGUUCUUAAAGAUGGACGUCAAACCAGCAGAGGACAGUCCCCUCUUGGAGGGCUGGGACAUCAUUAGUCCCAAGGAUGUGAUCAGCUCCGACCUACUGCCUGGGGAAAGGAGGGGUCUGGCUGCUGCUGCCCUUCCUUUCACCCAGUCACUGCUGUCUCAGGUGGGCCGUACUCUGUCGCGGGUGCAGCAGGCUCUGAGCUGGUCGUAUGGGGAGGAGGUGAAGCCGUUCAAACCCCCUCUGAGUGACUCCGAGUUCCACAGCUUCCUCAACAGCCAGGGCCAGCUUUGCAACCCCGAGGAGCUUCGACUGCGCAUUUACCAUGGGGGUGUGGAGCCAUCGCUGCGCAAGGUGGUGUGGCGGUACCUGCUGAACGUGUACCCGGACGGGCUGACGGGCCAGGAGCGGAUGGACUACAUGAAGAGGAAGACCCAGGAGUACGAGCGGCUGAAGAGGGAGUGGCCGGCGCGCGUGGCCCCCGGCGACCUGGCCCUGAUCAGGGGGAACGUGAUGAAGGACGUCCUGCGGACGGACCGCACCCACCCGUACUACGCCGGCUCUGAAGACAACCCCCACCUCACCGCCCUGGCCAACCUGCUGACCACCUACGCCAUCACCCACCCGAAGGUGUUGUACUGCCAGGGCAUGAGCGACAUCGCGUCUCCCAUCCUGGCCGUGAUGGACCACGAGGCCCACGCCUACAUCUGCUUCUGCGGCGCCAUGAAGCGGCUGGAGGGGAACUUCGCGGCGGACGGCCGGCUCAUGUCGCUGAAGUUCCGGCACCUGAGGCUGGUGCUGCAGCGGAGCGACCCGGAGCUGCACGGCCGCCUGGCGGCACGCGGCGCCCACGGCCUGCUCUUCUGCUACCGCUGGCUGCUGCUGGAGCUCAAGCGCGAGUUCCCCUUCCAGCACGCCCUGCGCAUGCUGGAGGUCAGCUGGAGCUCCCUGCCCCCCGACCCCCCCGGAGUGGAGGUGCAGCUUCUGGGAGACGCGCCAGAGCCGGGGCCAGGGCCGGGCGGGGCCGCAGACCUGGGGGAGCCGGAAGAGCGUGGAACAACACCCCCUCCCUGUGAGAAGCAGCCCGGUUGUGGGGAGUUUAAGUACUACAGCGCCCAUGCAGGGGACGACUCUGGCCUGGCCCUGCCCCCGGUGGGCGGACAGCCUUCUGAGGAGCGUGGGGGCAAAGAAGGUGAGGGAGCAUCACGCGUCACUCCCCCUCUGGCAGAGUUUGGUGAGUGUGGUCUCCCUACCGGCCACACGGGGGCGCCGCUCUCCCCCCCCUCCCCGCCGAACACGCAAGCCGCGCCCAGACUUCAACACACCCCCUCUGCUUCACCAACCAAUAGGAGACCGGCGUCGCCAAAUAAUCCCUCUGCCGGACACGCCUUUACACUCUCAGCAUCCAAUGGGACGGCAGCCGCCUCCCCAGCCACGCCCACGGAGAGCGGUGUCUCUGUGGGCGGGGCCCCGGCCCCCUUGCAGGGGGUCCGUGGCACGCCCCCCGCCCUGCCCCCUCCACAGGAGCUGGGGUGCGGUCACCCCUUCAUGCUGUUCCUGUGCGUGUCGCUGCUCCUGGAGCAGCGGGCUCACGUCAUGCGGGGUGACCUGGACCAUAACGAGCUGGCCAUGCACUUCGACCGGCUGGUGCGCCGGCACAGCCUGGCCCCCGUGCUCCACCGCGCCCGGGCGCUGUUCGCCGACUACCUGCAGAGCGCGGUCUGGAGCCCGGAGGGCCCCUCCGCCCCGCCCUCAGGUCCCACCUCUCCCAACUCCACCUACAGGCUGACCCACACCGUGCCGUCCCAGCCCUCGCCGUGCCCCCCGCCCUCCUGAGCAGAGGGACCGGAGCCUGGAGCCCCGUGGCUGAGGCAGACGACUGGGACCCGGUGGAGACGCCAUGAGAACGGCACAGCCAUUGGGCCCUUGAGCAAGGAUCGUCCCCUGCUUAGUCUAAUCAUCUGUAAAUCGCUUUGGAUAAAAGUGUCAGCUAAAAUGCACCACACUGAUGCACCACACAUGCACACGUACAGUACAGACACGUAUGCAGUAUCUCAAGCGUGUCUGUGUCUUAUUGCGUCACUAUUUGCUGUUGGCCUUGCAAAUGACAAAAUGAUGGUAGCUACGCUCAACCACACCGUUUUCUCCACCAUGCACACACAAAGCAAGCCGAAAUCACUGAAUGCUCACAUCCACCAAGCACACACUGCUUCCAACUGUGAUCUCCGACUCUUUCCUGAUGGAUGAUGUCACUAGACACUGCAACUCUCCUGAUGCUGUGUGUGUGUGUGUGUGUGUGUGUGUGUGUGUGUGUGUGUGUGCCACUGUGAUCACUGUGCACGUCUAUUCUGAUCCUGUGUGUCUCGAUUGUGUGUAGCUCCUGUCUCCUGGAAAGACCCUGUAUGUGCUUCACUGUGAUUAGACAAACUGCGCAUUUAGGGCCGAGACUAGUGCGCAUUUCCUCACUCAUUUUCAAAACAACCACCAG